Molecule: messenger RNA, 1501 nt
Organism: Linepithema humile (Argentine ant)
Lineage: Eukaryota; Metazoa; Arthropoda; Insecta; Hymenoptera; Formicidae
Gene: imd
Product: immune deficiency
Biological process (GO): signal transduction
Molecular function (GO): protein binding
Source: RefSeq, a predicted model, not a curated record
AUCAGUCAGUCGUUGGCGAACAGUGACGAACGACGCACGAGUAGUGUUGUGUUGUGAAGUGUCAAGAUCGACUGGAAGCGAAACCAGUAACAGUAGCAGCAUUAAGGACUCCGCCAAGAUCCAUGAUCACAUCUGCGAGAAACGUCGAUCUGCCAGGGCGCUCAACUUUAUUUGGCAGCAAGAGGCAUCGAGCGCUGAUCGAAAGAAUGCCAAUCCUGUCACAACUGUCGCGUCGAUUUCAAAAGAAAAAGAUAUUUGACGACAUGUUGACGACGGAUGCAAUACCGCAUCCGCCGGAGGAUGGAGUCGAGGGCUACACAUACAAUCGUCCAUCGACGCCGGAGGAAGAGUUGAAGAAAACGCAGUCGAAAUCGGCGCCCGUUACGCCGGAAAAGGAACACGACGAUGUAACGUCGAUGCAACAAAAAUCGGUACCGAACGACGCAAGACCUACGACGCCCAGCGAUUUCUGUGAGAAACCGGAAGACCUAGGCGACACAAGGCCGACGAGCGAGUCGAAAGAAUUCAGACGACCAAAAACAAAGACGAAAUCGAGACACAGUAAACACUCACAAGCCACAAACGUUGUUAAUUACAACAUAGUCAACUCCAGCGGAAUAAAGAUCGGCGCACGGACGAGCUAUAUAUGCAAUGUAAAUCAGUAUCCAGCGGGUAAUAACACGUUUACAACACAGCCCGAGGCGACUUCGAAGUCAAAGUAUCGACCUAUGUCGGAAAACGUGGAAGAGUUGAGCACAUGCGAGGAGGAACUCGCGUUCGACGAUAUGCUCAUCAUUAAGACGCACGUCGGACACGGAUGGCGUGACGUCGCGAGAAGACUUUCGUACUCGGACGGGCAAAUCGAGCAAUUUGAGGAGAAUUACAGGCACAAAGGCAUCGACGAGGUAAUUUAUCAGCUGCUACUCGAUUGGAAGCAAGUUAACACACGAGACGCACAGCUCGGCACGUUGGUCAGCAUAUUGUGGUCCUGUGGGGAAUACGACUGCGUCGAGCGAUUAGCCGCAGCUCGCAAAAGUUCAUCUUAGUCGGGUGUGGCGCGUCAAAAUCCUACCCGACGCUUGUACAUACGCAUUAUACAAACGAUUGUGAUUUUUUUGUACUCGAAGUAUCCGUUAUUUUUAUACAUAUCGUAUUUUACAAGCGUAGUUUAUAAACAUAAUGCGCGUGUAGGCACGAUUUCCAUUGUUCGAUAUCGUUCAUAUGAAAUGUGAAGGAUUGGCUGAAGGAACACUGGUGACUGGACUGUUACGCAUUCAGCCUUCAUUCGAUUUAGCAUUGUACAGAAUUACAAUGAAUAUGCGAUUCAGGCGAAUACAUGAUCUGGUUAAUAAUACACAUCCGAAUAUUAUCAACAAGUCUACCAGUCGCUUUAAGCGAUACACAUAUUUACACAUAGUUGUAAUGUAAUACUGUGCUUUUUUUACUUAUAAUUCAUAUUGUAAAAAUCAGCAGAGAUAAACAUGCGAUUCUUUAAAUGCCA